Molecule: messenger RNA, 558 nt
Organism: Brenthis ino (lesser marbled fritillary)
Lineage: Eukaryota; Metazoa; Arthropoda; Insecta; Lepidoptera; Nymphalidae
Source: the annotation of a GenBank genome assembly
AUGGAAACUUCUGUUGAUGAGUUAAAAAAGAAGUGGCGAGGACUAAGAGACACUUUCGGGAAAGAACUCAAAAAAAACAACAAUAAAAAAUCUGGUCAAACAACUGCUACAGAACCUGAAUCUAAAUGGCCUUAUUUUAAGCUUUUGUUGUUUCUUGAAAAUUCGAUGUCUCGAAGGGAUCUUAAAAGUAGCGUACCAAGUACAAGUGAGAUUUCUGAUGGGGAGGAUCAAGAUAGUGCAAAUGCAAGUUCAUGUUCCGAGUAUCUUCCGCCUUCGCCAUCCUCCGGUCGAUAUUUGAAACCAAAUAGCGAAUUAACUCCAAAGAAAAUAUUUAAAUCUCCAAAAAAAAAAGACAAAAGACGUCAGCCAGAUGAAAUCGAUACGAGACUAUUGCAGAUUGAAGAGGAAAAGUUAAAAUGCUUUCGAGAAAGUACAAACGAUCCUGAUGCCCAGUUUCUGAUGAGCCUCUUACCAUUUUUAAAGGAUAUCCCUAAACAUCGUAAAUUAAUAGUACGAGCAAAAUUACAGCAAGUUUUUAUAGAUGAACCGCAGAUGACA